GGCCAUUGUCACCACUAUCGGCCCCACGAAGCUGCAGAUGGCCGUCAACCCGCUGAUCAUCAGCUCCGAUGGAGUUGAGCGAGUCGUGGCAGAGGAGACGCAGGCUGACCAUACCGCUGCCGUGGUGGCCAGCAUUUCCUGCAUUGUCCUCCUCAUUGUAUCCGUGAUCUUGGGCCUUUGGAUGAUGAGCCGCCAUCAGCGCAAACUCAUGGCUGCAAAGGAGCAGGCGGUGGGGAUUGACGUUAUAGAGGACUCGAUGUCUGUACAGAUGUCACCUUUGUCUAUGACAGCAAGAUCACCCAUCUCACCAAUGUCCCCGGAAAGGCUCACUGGCCGCUUUCCCCGUGCUGAAGGUGCACAACCGGGGAACGACGCAACUGAGCUUUUUCCGCAGCUCGAAAACUUCAAGAACGAAGAUGUCGAGCCAUCUACCCACUUCACAGUGGAUUGCUCCAAGAGCGCCGGCAUGUGCUGCAUUGGACCUCAAGCGUAGUUCACGCG
Molecule: messenger RNA, 501 nt
Organism: Effrenium voratum
Lineage: Eukaryota; Dinophyceae; Suessiales; Symbiodiniaceae
Source: the annotation of a GenBank genome assembly